GUGAGUGUCCACUCUAUUACUAGCAUGAACGAUAGUUGUUUUGACUGGUUGUUUUAAAAAUGCUGCCUUUGUCCUGAGUCGUUCAUGGUUUAAGUUUAUGAAAGAGCAACAAAAGGCAAUAAAAUGUGGAUACUGACACCCCUGCAGCCUGAAGGUGAGACCCACUAUCUUCUCUCCAGUAAAGAGUAUGUGGUGGGACGCAAGAACUGUGACAUCCUCCUGCCCAACGACCAGUCCAUCAGCAGGGCUCAUGCUCACCUAACUGCUACUGACCAGACCCUGACUCUGAAAGACACCUCCAAGUACGGUACAUUUGUCAACAGCCAGCGCUUGACAGAGAACACACCAGUGAACCUGAAGUCAGGCGAUAAUGUUACAUUUGGGGUUUUUGACAGCAAAUUCAGUGUGGAUCAUCAGAAGCCACUGGUGUGUUCAUCAUGUUUGGACAAUGAUGACAAAGCGUCACUCUCUCAGGUACUGUUGGUUUUGGGUGGAAAACUUGCCAACACCUGGACUCUGGACUGCACCCACCUGGUCAUGCCCUCUGCUAAAGUCACCAUCAAGACUAUUUCUGCCCUGCUGUGCUGUCGUCCCAUUGUGAAGCCAGAGUUCUUCUCAGAGCUCAGCAAAGCCGCUGAACAAAAGCGGCCCCCUCCUAAACCUGAUAGUUUCAUCCCUGAGAUCGAUGAGCCCAGCUUGAAUAAAGAGGAUGUUAACCUUGGAGCAAUUCCAGGUCGCAAACAGCUGUUCACUGGAAAGACCUUCAUAUUCCUCAGUGGCAAACAGCUGAAGCGCCUAAGUGCAGCAGUGAGUUUUGGAGGUGGCAGGAGCCAGCUGCUGGAGGAGGGCUCUCUGCCCCGGGACCUGCUGGAGUCUCCACAGAGCUGUGUGGUCGAUGCUACAACAGCCAGCUCCCAGGCUCUGCUUCCUUCCUCUACCACAGAUUGGGCAAACUCUGUGAAGAACAUUGUUCAAAGAAAAGGCCUUCGAAUCAUCACAGAGUCUGAAAUUGGUUUGGCUGCCAUCUAUGCUUCUUGUGACAAGUACUGCAAUCCAUCCAAUCUAACGCCUGACUCAGUACCAAACGUGAAACCCAGAAUUCCAAGUGCUUCGCUGUCACAGAGCGUGGCGGUGGAUGAGACUGUGUUGCCUGCAGCAUCUCAGAACAUCACAGCUUAUGCAGUUAACACAGAACCGUCGCAAGGGACAAAGCUAUGUGAAGUUAUCGGGAUGACAGCGGUAGGAGAAACGCCUGAGAAGAAGCAAAAACAGAACGUCGGUCAGCUCCAUGGAUCCAAACCCAUAGCUCAGAAGACGGCCACUCAUUGCAUCAUGGCUGAUACAAUGAGCUCAUCGUUCUACACUGUAGAAAACACAGACUCACAGAGGAAGAAGACCAAACUGACAGGUGCAGGCAGCAGUGGCAUUAGGCCCCAGCCAUCCCUUCCUAGGACCAAUGGUGGCAUGAAGAUCCUACAGAAGCAAUCUCCUAAGAAACAACAAAUCCCUGCACAGGCCUCCCCCCAGAAACAAUCAGUUCUGUCAAGUUUCUUUCAACCAGUCAAAAAGAAAAGGCAUUUGGAGGACGAGCUCUUCGCUGUUAUGUCUGAGCCAAAACGGCCUGUACUGGAAUCAUCCCUCAGCGUACAGGCACCCAACACCCCUGCAGCAACAUCCCUGACUCCACUGGGGUCAGCAGCUGAUCUUUUUGUAGGACGGUCGGAAGCAGACAGGGUCUCACACGCUGUCCAGGAGGAGCCGCAGAGCAGGAAGAGGAAGGAGAUGGAAGCAGAGAUACAGAUUGAUGAACUGGAGUCUAUUAUGUCUGAGGAUAUGGACUGCUUUGAUGAGCAGAGCAUAACGCACAGUUUCGCAGAACAGAAACAAAGUUUAAAUACUGCAGAGUCUUCAAGCAAGAGGCAACGGGUCCACCUAGAAGAAAAAGGAAGCAACAAAAGGACACAGUUGGGCCUGGAAAGGGAGUCGGGCACCCAUAAGGGCCACAGCCAAAAAUCUGAACAUCAUAUUGUCUCUGUCAAGACGGAGCAGGUCCAUCCUUUCGAGUACAGGACAGCUUAUCAUGAGUCCAGCAAACCUCCAGAAGCGUCAUCUGCCAGUACAAGCAAAAACAUUGAUGCUUUUGAAGACGACGAGGCGUCUUUCAUUGAGGAUUUAGAACUAGUCAGACUAGAUGUGUCCCAUCCCAAAGAAGAGACCAAGACCCCUCUGAAACCGGUCACUAUCAAACAGGAGGUCCAAGAGUCAAAGACUGAUGAAAACCUUCCUAAAAAGCUGGUGCUAGUGGAGUUUAGAUCUCUAACUGUGACCGCACCUCCCAAAACAAAACCACAGAGGAUGCAGGACGUCAGCAACGCAAAGAACUUCAAAUGUUUCCGCAAGACCUGCGUGCCAGGAGCAGGCGGCUCACCACGCAUCAUUGGAGGGUCUGAUCUGCUGGUUCACAACAGGGGCAUGAACACUGAUCUGGACGAAUGGCUGAAAGAUGCAGCAGAGGAGGAGCUUCAGAGCAGGCGGGACGAGAGUGCCGGAGAUGACCUCUUUAGGUACAACCCCAGCAGACUAACCAAGAGAAGAUGAAAUGCCUCCAUGUUAACAUCCUAUGUAGGAAAUUUAUUUCAAAGGCACAGGAAGUGUGUGAAACUCCAGAAAGGACUCAAGAAAUCAUUUGACAAAUUACUCUUUAUCUGUUUUAUAAUAUAGAGGAAUAGAACGCAGAACUGCUUCAUAAUUGCUAAAAUUGUCAAUGUUUUGUUUUGCUGAUCUUGCUGUUCUAUCUGUAACUAUUUUCAUAUACUGCGCUACUUAAGCCACUGACAGCAAGCAAUGUAACGAAACAGUCUCAUGUUCAGAGUUUCCGCUCAGUUUUUAUUUGUCAAUAAUAAAAAAUGCAGCAUACAAAA
Micropterus dolomieu (smallmouth bass) is the source of this 2921-nucleotide messenger RNA. RefSeq names its product nibrin (gene nbn). Lineage: Eukaryota; Metazoa; Chordata; Actinopteri; Centrarchiformes; Centrarchidae. The record is from RefSeq and is a predicted model, not a curated record. The coding region runs from base 124 to 2598 and encodes 824 amino acids. Gene Ontology annotation, biological process: double-strand break repair via homologous recombination; mitotic G2 DNA damage checkpoint signaling; telomere maintenance. Gene Ontology annotation, cellular component: nucleus; Mre11 complex. Gene Ontology annotation, molecular function: protein binding; damaged DNA binding. The transcript is spliced from 17 exons.